Molecule: messenger RNA, 954 nt
Organism: Zingiber officinale
Lineage: Eukaryota; Viridiplantae; Streptophyta; Magnoliopsida; Zingiberales; Zingiberaceae
Exons: 3
Coding region: 1-954 (317 amino acids)
Source: RefSeq, a predicted model, not a curated record
AUGAAUGCACCUGGAAAUAAUCAAAUGAUUGCCCCAAAAAUUCAUAAGCAAUUGGUGAAUGCUUGUGCAGUUGAGACCACAAAUACUAUUCUAGCUGAUCUUGGAGAUAGGUGGUUCACUUUACUACUUGAUGAGGCUCGUGACUGUUCAGUGAAAGAGCAAAUGGAAGUUGUUAUUAGAUAUGUGAACAAAUAUGGAGAGGUGAUUGAACGAUUUAUGGCUGUAGUUCAUGUUGCAACAACUACAACUGCUUGUUUGAAGGAGGCAAUCGACUCUUUAUUUGCUAAGUAUGGUUUGUCAGUGGCGAGAUUGAGGGGUCAAGGAUAUGAUGGUGCUUCUAAUAUGUCUGGAGAAUUUAAUGGAUUAAAAUCACUGAUAAUGGAAAAAAAAUCCGUUAUCGAUAUUAUUCUACAGGAGAUGGAUAGCCGUUUCUCUGAAACAACUACAGAUUUGUUGAUUAAUAUGUCAUGCCUUGAUCCUAGGAACUCGUUCUCUAGAUUUGAUGCACAGAAGUUAGUGCGUCUGGCUCAUUUUUAUGAGGAUGAUUUUUCUUGGAAUGAGCGUAUGUUGGUUGAACAAGAGCUUGAAACAUAUAUUGAUGACGUCAGAUCAGAUGAAUGGUUUGAAGGCAUUUCAGAUUUGGGAGCUCUUGCAAAGAAAAUGAUUGAAACAAUGAAGAACCGUGUGUUUCCUUUGGUUUAUCGGAUGAUUGAGCUAGCCUUACUUCUUCUAGUUGCUACUGCAACCGUUGAAAGAGUGUUUUCGGCAAUGAAUAUUGUCAAAACAGAUUUGCGAAACAAGAUUGGAGAUGAAUGGAUGAAUGAUAGUUUAGCAGUCUAUAUCGAGAAAGAUGUUUUUAAUACUGUCGACAAUGAGCUAAUUUUACAGUCUUUUUCAGAACAUGGAGUCUCGAAGAAUGCAAUUGUCACAUCGCGGCCGCCCCUCCAUGAUUAA